GCAACCGUCUUCCUCCUCUGAAAAUCUUCAGAAGAAGAAAACAGAGGAAGUAGAAGAAGAAGAAGAAGCAAGAACAAUGAAAAGCGGAUCAGGGAACACGAACACAAAACUCAUCCUUCUUCAUCCAUACAUCCAAAAACAAACGAGCACAACUCGUUUAUGGCUUCUCGCUUUUGUCUCUUUCUUCACCAUCGUUUUCCUCCUCACUCUCCUCUACACUAGAGACACAAUCCCUUCCAAAAACACCUCCGUAGCCGCCGCCGUAGCCGCCGUCGUAACAUCCGCCGCAGGAACAACAUCUCCGACGACGACAUUAUCCAACUCCAAUAAUCUACCCACAACCGCCAUCAACGCAUUACUUCACUACGCGUCAAGAUCCAACGACAGUUUCCACAUGUCCUACGGCGAGAUGAAAUCGAUCUCCGACGUACUCCGCCGUUGCGCUCCGCCGUGUAAUCUCCUCGUCUUCGGUCUCACACACGAGACUCUCCUCUGGAAAUCGCUAAACCACAACGGACGCACGGUCUUCGUCGAAGAAAAUCGAUACUACGCUGCUUACUUCGAAGAGAUCCACCCGGAGAUCGACGUUUUCGAUGUUCAGUACACGACGAAAGCUCACGAGGCCGGAGAGCUCGUGGCGGCGGCGAAAGAAGCGGUGGGAAACGAGUGUCGUCCCGUGCAGAAUCUCCUCUUCUCCGAUUGCAAAUUAGGUCUAAACGAUUUGCCGAACCACGUGUACGAUGUGGAUUGGGAUGUGAUCUUUGUGGACGGGCCACGUGGAGACGCUCACGAAGGACCGGGAAGGAUGUCGUCGAUUUUCACGGCGGCGGUUCUUGCUCGGAGUAAAAAAGGCGGGAAUCCGAAGACUCAUGUGUUCGUGCACGAUUAUUACAGAGACGUUGAGAGGCUUUGUGGAGAUGAGUUCUUGUGCAGAGAGAAUCUUGUCGAGUCUAACGACUUGCUUGCGCACUACGUUUUGGAUAAAAUGGAUAAAAACAGCACGCGGUUUUGUAGUGAUCGUAAGAAACGUUCUGUUUCUAAUUCCUUGUCUUAGAAGUGACGAGAGACGUCAUGCAUUCCAAGUCCAACCAACAGCGGGUUUUGGAAAAGUUUGAUUUUUUUUUUUCCUUUUUUCAUGAAUCUCGGAUCUAUCAUCUAUGUAAAGAUUUAAUUCUAAAUUAAAUCGAUUUUCUAUUCCCUCAGUCACAUAGAUUUGAAGUGAAAUCCAAAGAGGGAUAUAUGAUAAAAAGAAAAGAAAGUUUGAUCAAUAAAAUGUAAUAUUAACCAAGAUAUUGUAGUCCGGAGUCCCGUGGUUCUUUUCUAGUGGAAGAUUCUAUUUGAGAUCAAGUCUCUUUAUUCAAAA
This is a messenger RNA of Eutrema salsugineum, 1363 nucleotides long. Its product is annotated as protein IRREGULAR XYLEM 15. The transcript has a single exon. Gene Ontology annotation, biological process: xylan biosynthetic process. Lineage: Eukaryota; Viridiplantae; Streptophyta; Magnoliopsida; Brassicales; Brassicaceae. The record is from RefSeq and is a predicted model, not a curated record. The coding region runs from base 77 to 1054 and encodes 325 amino acids.